AUGGCAUCAAAAUACAAAUCAGAAGAGGAUUUAACCUGUCCUGUGUGCCGUGACAUCUACACAGAUCCUGUUAUUUUAUCAUGUAGUCACAGCAUUUGUAGAACCUGUUUACAGCAGUUCUGGAAAACUAAAGGAGAUCAGGAGUGUCCAGUUUGUAGAGGAAAAUCCUCAAAGGACAUGUCUCUCACGAACCUGGCUUUAAAGAAUCUGUGUGAGACCUUCUUACAGGAGAGGAGUCAGAAAACUUCUGCAGUUUCUCAGGAGAUCUGUAGUCUGCACAACGAGAAAUUAAAGAUCUUCUGUUUGGAGGAUGAACAGCUUUUGUGUUUGGUGUGUCAGACUUCACGAAGACAUAAAAAUCAUGAGUGCUGUCCUAUUGAAGAAGCUGCAGAAGACAGGAAGGAGGAACUCAAGAUUGCACUGAAACCUUUACAGGAGAAGCUGGAGAUGUUUGAAAACUUAAAAAUAAGCUCUGAUAAAACGGCACAGCACAUCAAGAAUCAGGCACAACACACAGAAAAAGGGAUUAAGGAGGAGUUUGAGAAGCUACAUCAGUUUCUACGAGAUGAGGAGGCAGCCAGGAUAACUGCACUUAGGGAGGAACAGGAGCAGAAGAGUGAGAUGAUGAAGGAGAAGAUCAAGGAGAUGAGUAGAGAGAUAUCAUCUCUUUCAGACACAAUCAGAGUCAUAGAAGAGGAGUUAAAAGCUGAAGAUAUCCAGUUCUUACAGCACUUUGACAGAUCAAUGAAAAGAGCCCAGUGCACACUGCAGGAUCCACAGAUGCUUUCAGGAGCUCUGAUCAAUGUGGCAAAGCACCUGGGCAACCUGAAGUUCAGAGUGUGGGAGAAGAUGCAGGACAUUGUUCAAUACACUCCUGUUACUCUGGACCCCAACACUGCAGAAUCACGACUCAUCCUGUCUGAGGAUCUGACCAGUGCAGAUGAUGAAAUACAUGUAGAUGUCCCAGAUCUUCCUGAUAAUCCAGAGAGAAUUGAUAAAUUUCCUGCUGUGCUGGGCUCUGAGGGCUUUAACUCAGGGACACACUGUUGGGAUGUUGAGGUUGGAGACCAUUUAGCGUGGUUCCUGGGAGUGAUACCAGAAUCUGCACAGAGAAAAGAGGGCGCUAUAGAUGAAGGCUGGGUAAUAGCAUUUGAUAAGAAUGAAUAUGUAGCAUACUCUCCCAAACAAGAAGACCUUCCUCUCAAGAUGAAUAAGAAAAUCCAGAGAGUCAGAGUGGAACUCAGUUGGGACAAAAAAAACCUGUCAUUCUAUGAUUCCCUAAAUAACACACACAUACACACUUUCACACAUACUUUUACUGAGAGAGUCUUUCCACUUUUCUCUACUGCCAGUAGACAGUGUCCUUUGACUGUCUCACCAAUGAAGUCUUCUGUGCUUUUCCACUGCAUGGUACCAGCUCGACUUGACUCCAAUCGACUCUGCUCGCUUUUUGGUCUGAAGGAACUCAAGACUGCACUGAAACCUUUACAUGAGAAACUGGAGACCUUUAAAAACUUUAAAUUAAGCUUUGAUAAAGUGGCAGAGCACAUCAAGAAUCAAACACAACACACAGAGAAACAGAUUAAGGAAGAGUUUGAGAAGUUUCACCAGUUUCUACGAGAUGAAGAGGCGGCCAAGAUAACUUAUUUUGACAUGUCACUGAAAAGCUCCUGUCAUUCUGGACCCAAACACUGCAACAAUGCAAACCCACAUCUCUUCCUGUCGGAGGAUCUGACCAGUGCAGGAUCACUCGCCUCAGGGAUCAGAUACCAGGGAGUAACGGAGUCUCUGUAUGCAGGGAAGAACACCCGCCAGAGACACCCGCUGCUAGCGAGCUGCUGCUAG
Chanos chanos (milkfish) is the source of this 1845-nucleotide messenger RNA. RefSeq names its product tripartite motif-containing protein 35-like. Gene Ontology annotation, molecular function: protein binding; zinc ion binding. The record is from RefSeq and is a predicted model, not a curated record. Lineage: Eukaryota; Metazoa; Chordata; Actinopteri; Gonorynchiformes; Chanidae. The coding region runs from base 1 to 1845 and encodes 614 amino acids. The transcript is spliced from 13 exons.